Messenger RNA from Morus notabilis, 1158 nucleotides. Its product is annotated as B3 domain-containing transcription factor VRN1-like. The transcript is spliced from 7 exons. NCBI's taxonomy places the organism in Eukaryota, Viridiplantae, Streptophyta, Magnoliopsida, Rosales, Moraceae. Gene Ontology annotation, molecular function: DNA binding. The record is from RefSeq and is a predicted model, not a curated record. Bases 1 to 1158 code for a protein of 385 amino acids.
AUGGCUUGUACUGGUCCCCGGGAAAACGAUGUGCAGAAGAAGUUUUCUCCUCCUAGUCCUCAUUUUUUCAAGAUCAUCUCUAUAGACACACUUCGGGACAACAAGUUUCAAAUUCCUAAUAGAAUAGUGAACAAGUGUGGAGGUACUUUAUCAAUUCCAGUCCUUCUUAAGCUUCCAUGCGGCUUAAAAUGGAAGGUAAGAUUGACAAAGUGUGAUGGCAAGGUGUGGAUAGACAAGGGUUGGAGAGAUUUUUUGAAGUACUAUUCCCUAGGACAUGGGGAUUUAUUGGUUUUUAAGUAUGAAGGGAAUUCUCAAUUCCAUGUUCUCAUAUUUGACAAAAGUACUACAGAGAUAGAUUAUCCCUCCAAUCCCAACUGGAUUGUGAAACAUAAUAUUGGAAGAGGUAAGUUUAGGAUGCAGAUUUUGGAAGCGAAUACUAGUCAAGAAGUCACCAUGAGGCCUUCAUCUUCAGGAGACAUCAGAGCUUCUGAAGCAGCCAAUAAAUUCUUUUCAACAAAUCCCUAUUUCCAAGUCGUGUACCUACUGCUUUUGCAAGAACUUAGUAUGAGGAAAGGACACAAAACUGUGAAUCUUCAAGUAGAGGAUUCCGAGACAAUUUAUGACAAACUAUGGAAAGACAAUAUCAGAUCCAGUAAUUAUUACGACACCGAGUGGUGCAAAAUGGCAUAUGGGAUUGGUGAUAUUUGGUUGUGUAAAGGUUGGCCAGAAUUUGUUCAACACUUUUCCUUAGAGAAUGGACAGGCCUUGUUCUUCAAAUACAGAGGGUGUUCUCAAUUUGAUGUAGUCAUAAUUGGUGUUACUGGUCUAGAGAUAGAUUACUCUAUAACUAAUUCCACCCAGGUUAUUGAGUCCGACAUUGAUGAUGGUUGGAAGGAAUUUGCUGUGGACAAUGAUUUGAAAGUAGGCGAUGUGUGUAUUUUUGAGCUCGUUAACAAAACUCCCAAGAGUGCAGUUAAUCAAGAUCAUCCGAAGAAAAGUGCGAGAGUUAAAACACCAUACAAGGCUGAAACUUGCAAUAUGCGGCCCUCGAUGGACCAUGUGUCGGAGGAAGGAUCCGAAUGCCAUCGCCAAGAGGAAAUCAAUGUUGAACUAUGCAAGUAUUUAGAGUAUCAGAGUUUUGAUCCCAAAUAUGCUUGA